CACGCCUUAAGCAAUGCAUAUUUGUUACCCGGAGCUCUUCCGCACUAUAUCUAUAGACCUCAUCACUCUUAUACAUCCUGUUUGUUAGGGAAAAGAACGCUCGACUCUUUUCCGAAACCGAAAAAGCCCACCUGCGUGUAUGUCAGCUUUCUUGUACCCACCAUCCAUUGUCGACAGCAUCUUGAGCUGUGACACAAACCUUUUUGCUUGGUGUGCUGGCUUGCAAACCUCAAAGAGAGCGGGAAGGGGAGAAAUGAUGAAGAGGGCGGGUGGGAGCAGCAUGCAUCCGUUUGGCAAUGACACUGCUCUCCACUGCCGAAAAGCUGUUGGAGGAGUCUACAGGCUGCUGUAUCGAUCUCGGACAGGAGGGAGAUGGAGGCGAACUAACUCGCAGCUAACAGCUUUGGGAGGCAGGGAGUCUGGUGGUGCUAAGAGUGUCUGAUCAAUUCGCCGGCUGCCCCACGCGCCCUUCCCUGCCCCACGACGUCAACUGGAGGGCGACGCAGGGACAGGCACAAGUGCACUCGACCGUGCUCGCACGAGAACAGGACAAGAUGAUGACAUGGACAUGCCACAAACAUGAGUAAAUCCCGGGCAACGUUGCUGGAGCUAGUUAGGAUGCUGCUCCUGCUGUCCCUGUGUCAGGUAGACGGGGCGUUGUCUGUGGACAGAAGCCAGGACUGGGUGCAGGAGCCGCGCUGUCCUCGCCAGUGCAACUGCUCCUACAGCCUCUUGCCCACCUUCUUCAAGCGCCUGUACACCGUCGACUGCACCGGCGCCGGCCUCUCCAACCUGCCCGCCGACAUGCCCAACACUACCGAGGCGCUGCUCUUCUCGCACAACCGCAUGCUGAACUUGUCCAGCCUCCCGCCGCUGCUCAGUCUCCGCCUGCUGGACCUCUCCUACAACCAGAUCCGGAUCCUGGACAACCACUGGGUCUUCGAGCACAUGGAGCAGCUGCGGGAGCUGAACCUUCAGGGCAACGAUCUAAAGCUGCUGCAGCACGGCAGCUUCAGUGGCCUAAAGAAUCUGGACGUACUGGACUUGUCCCGCAACGCCAUCACGACAAUCGAGCUUCACGCGUUUGGCGGCUUGAACCACCUCAGCGUUCUCCGCCUGGGAUAUAACCAGCUCUUCGAGCUCAAGAGGCCUUGGCUGCUCUCCAUGACCUCUCUGAAUGAGCUAUACGUGCCUGGAAAUCACAUCGCUAGGAUUGAGGAGAAUACUUUCGACAAGCUGACAUCGCUGCUCCAUUUAGACAUUUCUAAUAAUGCUUUGAGGAAAAUAGCUGAAAAUGGCUUUAACGGCUUAGGUCUGGUAAAGGUGCUCAACAUGUCCGACAACGACAUUGUGUUUAUUCCGACGGCCGAACUGCAGCGCUUGUCAAGCCUCGAUAUUCUUCUGCUGGACGGCAACAAGGUUGAGAGUCUGGAGGAGGGUGAUUUCGAGAACAUUCUGGUCUCUUCUCUUUCGCUUAGCUUUCUUCCGCGCUUGAAGACAGUCAAGAGAGGUGCAUUUUCCAAUAUGACACGGUUACGAACGCUACAGCUGCACGAUAACCCGAACCUGAUCUUCAUCCACCCUCUUGCCUUCCAGAAUGUUCCUCUGCUCCACCGGCUCUUUCUCCACAAUAAUCAGCUUAUUGCUCUGUCGUCCACCAUCAGAGACAACGUACCCAGUCUCGACGAGCUCCAUCUCUACCACAACCCUCUUCACUGUGACUGCAACAUCUUCUGGCUAAAGCGAGACAUCGUCGACGCGACUUCCGAGGGCAAUGCCAGUACCAUGUACAUCAAGGAGCCCGAUCGACUGCUGUGCAACACUCCCAGCCUGAACAACAAGACCCUGCUAGCAAACAUCUCUGAUGAGUACCUGUCUCCGGUGUGCCCGCCCACAACUCUGCCCUUCUUCUCCGACACGCAAAACGUCAGCAUCGGCGACGACCUGUAUCUAGAAUGUCAAGCUAUAGGAGUUCCAGAGCCUAAGAUCUCUUGGAUCCUACCGGGUGGUCGUCAUGUCAACAGAACCACUGACAGUGAUAUAGUAUCGGGAGACAACACCGCCAUCAGAGUGACAGGGAUGCAGCUUUCUGACCAGGGGACCUACAUCUGCCAAGCAUCAAACUCGAUCGGCCUUGACACCAGCUCUACGGCCGUUCAUGUCCAGAACAAGGAUUUAAAGCUGGCCAUCACAGACGUUUCCAACGAUUACAUCACCGUAACGUGGAUCGGCUCUAUACCCCGUCUACAGAUCUCCAACUUUCAGAUUUUCUAUCGUAGGAGUGGUAGCGGGGGUGACUACAACAAGGUGUACCUGCACGGGUCCAUGCACACCUGCACGCUCGUGGGGCUCGUGCCGAUGACUUCCUACGAGAUCUGCAUCGUGUACAGGGAAGUGUACAACGUGCAGUGCCGCAACUUCACCACGGGCCACAGCGUGAAGAUGGUCGAACCUGGCAUCACUCGCGUCAGCGUGGCCCGCAUCGUGUCCGGGGUGUGCGCGGUCAUCGGCGUUCUUUUCAUCAUGUGCGUCGCGCGGGUCGUUUUGCGACGCAUGCGCAAACGCAAGGACUACGAGGAUCCGCUAAAAGAGAACGGCGAGAUGGACAAGAUCCCGCUGGAGCCCAUGAACCAGACCCCAGGAACUCCUCUGUGCUCAUCACGCACGGCGCUUCUUCCACAUUCCCAAAUCUAGACACGCUCCGUUUUGUUUGUCAACAAAGAUGCUUCUUUUAAGCGUUAUGGUAAAUCAGAUGAAGCAUGCAUGCAUGAGCUGCGCAAAUCGUUGUUAGAGAUUCAUUCAUUGCUCCUUGCGUGUUCUUUACAGGGUGAACCAGUAGUUACUGGUGUUUGACCCCGCGUGAUCAAGGCCUUCUAAUGUAGCCCUGUAACCAUUGCCAUAUUAAGAGAAAAGUUUCUUCAUAUCUAAACCUACGACCCUCACUGUCUUGAUGACAAUGACUUAUCGCUGCCACCGGAUGUCACGAUCACCUUAUUUUUAAGAUCCCAAACACGAUUGUCAACAACCCGAUGAAAAUCGAUUUGAAUUUUUUACCCAGCUUUUCUGCUGUGUUAUACUCAACGAUAACAACAUCUGCUGGACUGUUAUAUGACUGUUGUGUUUGAUCAAUAUCAGUAUAAUGUCAGUAUGCAUCCAUUUGCGACAUCAUCGGAGAAAAAAAAUAUAUAUAUUGAAGAAUAUGGGGAGCAGACUAUGGAGGGAAAAAUCGUUGCAGCUACACUAUCUCACGCUUCUUACAAACAAAACUAAAUAUAAUUAUGUUGACGUUGUUUUCGAAGUCUGAGACUCUGGCAGCCAUGCAACCAGUGGCAGAUGAUGACACAAGAUAAUACCAAAAGAAAUGAGAAGAAAAGAAAUAACAUACUAUAAACUAAAUCCCGCCGCCUGGAAUAAGACCUGGGGUAUUAAUGAUAUCAUUCGCCGCUGAGAAUCAUAUCACAGCACUACUAUACACCUCCAUCGUCUUUUGAGCGUUGCCAUUAGUUCUGGCGCCAAGGAGCAGGGGGAAGGGGUCUGCAGGUAAUGUCGGCAAAGGUAGCCACGCAAGGUAAACAAUAUUUCAGCAUUCAAUCUGGGAAAUUUAUGGCCACCACUCAGAGCUGAUUUUAUCAAAUUUUAUCAAAAGAUGAAAUAAUACAUGGAAUAGUUAAUGUAACAAUAUAAAAUGGCUGGUCUUAAUUCACGUAGACCUCGUCACUUCAUAAUCUGCAUUUUCAGAAACAAAAUAAAAAUUGCUGUUUUUUGUUUUCAUGUUUUUAUAUGUGCUAAUAAUAGGGCAUCACGCUUGGAACAAUGACUUGCACCAAUACUAUGAUUCACAAAUGUAAUAUGCCAAACCGGAAUGAAUGUAAAUAUUAUACAACUAAUAAUCGAAAAAAAAUGCAACAUAAACGUGUGACGGGUCAAUGGGAAAUGUGAGUAAUCUAUACAUCUAGCCCACAUCAGGUAACAUCAGGUCGGUGGGUGAAAAUUAGAGCUGGAAUAACGAACAUAUCGUGUCCUCGUCCACGAGCGGAAAGGUGAGAGGGACUGUUUACUACUUUACACAUAUGUAUUUGGUGAUUAUUAGGAAUGACGGUGAGAAAGCGGUUAAAGCUAUUUUGUAAUCUUGCCCUGUGAACUGAAAGGUCGGGGGAGGAAAGCAACACUGCAUGGCAGCUAAUGAUUACAUUGUGUGCCAAAUCUGAUCAUUAGUGUUUAUCUUCUGCAACAGUUCACCAGAAGAUUUUGAUAUUUCAAUUUUUUUAAAAGUAUAUCACGCUAGCUAGAAUAUUUUGUUCUGUAAAUCUGUAAAGAAUUACACAAUUUUGUGUUAAUUUUACAUUCGCACUGCCAUGGGAGGGAAAGGUCGGAAGACGGCGCCGUGAUGAUUCAAGAUGUAUACAAUUUUUUUCCAUCUGAUAGAAAUUAAUCAAAUCUGUGCACAGCAAAGAAAAAUAAAAGGAAACCCAUGUGUUCACACACUGCGUUUAAGUGUUCUUCAUGAACGCUCAUAGCUAUGUCUAUGUAGAAAUCAUUUUUUCAGACUUCACCUUAUAGAAUUCAGACUUUAUAAAUCUGUUACCGGAAUACACCCUUCGUUCCCCUACCCAAUUAUCUUUCUCUUAAAAAAAAAAUGGAGAGAGAUGCGAGCUCGCCAAAGUUAAAACUUAGUACAGUAAACUGGAUUCUGUUUUUGUGUAUUAUGUUACUGAACUUACUUUCGUUUAGUAUCCCAUGGACACAAUUCUGAACUUUGUCUAUUCUAUGAGUGCGCGCGCAUGUUUGUAGGUAAAAUACCAAAGUCACCAGGGCAGAAUGAGAAAGGGCAUCGUGUUUAAAAGCUUGAACGAUUCUAUCGUCUAAUUUUAGGAUAGAACAUGAUUGGCAUGGCAACUGGGCGAAUGGCAUGGCGCUUUGGUACUUGGAUCGACCUACGUGUUGAACGUAACUGGCACCUUUGCUCGUGGCCUAGCUUUGGUCUCUCGUUUUAUACCGGUCCCGCCGAAAAACACAACCUACAAAUGAAGCUGUAACAGUGUUUCAUUCUGAGGUAUUCACGAUGCGUUCAUCUGUUCCUUCAUGAAAAUUUAACUUAUGGGCUGCAAAGACAGGGAAUUUCUUCAACAAAAAUUGCACACCAUUUCAAAGAGAAUCAGCUUGUGUUACACAGGUGCUUUCAUGUAUGCACUUUAAUUGCUUUGUCAUUUGUGAACUUGGAAUUCUACAAGAAUUUGUCAUAUAUAAUAUACAUGUUUGAAGUAGUUUUUAGAACAUGCAACAUGAAAAAUGAUUUGUCGCCGUCUUCCUGUUACCAUAAUUUGAUGACCAGAACGUCUGUAUGUGCAUUUUUUUCAUUAUUAAACUUGUACUCUCAUACUUCCCACAAGAAAUCAUAACAUGAUUACCUGAAUGCUGAAUGAAACUGAAGUCAUGCUCUACAUUUUCCUUUCCACAUCACUUUGUAAAUGGCUAAAUGGUUAGUCUUUUAAAAGCAAUUGUUUCGCAAACUAUCAAGAUCAGCAACUUACAACUACCUUCAUAUUUUUUACCCUCAUGUAAAAGUAGACCUAGAUGUUCCUAUGUUUCUGUAAGUGGUAAAUAUGAAAUUAAACUAUAGUUUCCUUGUUCAGUUAUGAAACUUUAAAUAACGUGAAUUUUGUGCUUCUUUGACUGCUGCAUCUGCCAUUAUUUCAAGUUGAAAGUUUACUUUUUUAAAUUUUCAAAUAACGAUGCAUAUCUACAUCACUUAACAAUUAAGGAAAACAAAGGAUUAGAAUAAAGGAUUAAAAGACAGUACUAUUUAACUCGUUGUGCCCAAGUUGCAACAUAAGCUACAUCAUAUGACAAAAUAGAAUAAAAAAAAAUAAUCUUUCCAUUACCUGAGAAGAUUUAAUACACAAUGCAUCUAAUGCAUGGUAAUAUAAAGUUUUCUUCUAGUAUUUUAGAAGAAAAAUUGAUAGGUCAAUAGGCUGAUUUGAAAAGAAAAUGAGAAAUUACUAUCUCAAAGAAAUAUUGCAAGUCAUAAAAUGUCUCUGAGAAAAAGUAAAGAUAAAUAAUACUGAUUAUCCAUGGGAAGGCAAAGAGAGGGUUAUAUUGCAAAUAUACAUUAAAUUAUAGCAUUUUUUAAUUUCAAAAAUAAAAUCUCUGAACUUGCCAAAUAUAAAUUUUUGAAUCAUUUGCACAAGCCAGUGUAACAAUGUCACCAAGUUUUUGAGCAUUUUCUGACAGAAACGAAAUACAGUCUUCUCAUUGACUCUUUUGACUGAAAUAUAAAAGAUCUGAUGUAUGUCAUCAAAACCAAUGCUUAUGAAAUAUUUGAGAUUUGCUCCCAUUCCUUUACAUUUUCAGAGGUACAGAGUUUGAAGUUGUACAUAUCUUUUUAUGAACACAUUUUACUGUUGGAAUGAAGGCAAUUUGCUAAAUAAUCAAAACCUUCAUGAUUUAAAUUGGCUGUAUGCUUGUGUGAACUUACAAUAAGCAAUAAAUGGUUUUGCCAUAUUUCAGUGUGGAGUGUCAACUAUCAUUACAUCUAUGGAAGAAAGAAGAUGAAAAAGAACUUCACUGGUCUGUUUGAUGGGGAGAUCAUAUAGUGACACUAAACAGUUUAAGAUUAUCAUGGGUCACACAGGUCUGACCAUACAGAAAAUAAGGACCUGGAAACCUUUUAUAAGGACCAUUCAAGGACAUUUUCAAAACAUUUAGAUGAAACUACAGGUCAUCUUUCAGUGGUAUUUCCUUUUAUUACGAAUAAACAGAUUAAACAAGGAAAAUAUAACCUGGGGCACCCAUUUAUUAGCCAUUUUGUUAUAAGGGUUUAAGAAGAUGUAAUCACCUUUAUCGUAACAUUAUGCAACUGCACUAAAACACAUUUGUUGGAAUGUCCACAUUAUUAUUUCCUUAAUUCAUCCAGUCAAGUUCUAUCUUUAUUUGACGUAACCUGUUUCAAUCUGAGACACAAUGAUUCUUUUAAUGGUUCCAUCUUUUGCAAGAGGGAUCUUUUUGCUCCCCCUCCUCUCUAUCCUCUGUGUGUGUGUGUGUGUGCAAGAAAGUGAGGAGAGAAAUUAUUGAAAUGGUGAACGUUUCUUUUAAAAUAAUAAGGUGAAUGAAUUGCUUUUUCUUUACUUGGGAGAUCUGAACAUGCCAUUCAAAAACCAAAUUUUAAAAAAUUACAUUAUGCUUUUUCAAUAACUUCUUUCUUUUAUUUAUUUAUUUUUUUUUUGCUGUGAAGCUGAUUUUCACUAUUUUUUUCAAAAUAUGCUAAUUUAAGUUUUUCAAAUCUCAACAUCCACAAGUUCUGAAAAACAGCAGCACUUUUUAAAUAAUUUUUUCAUAACCUACCAUAACGAGGUUUUAAGUAUUGUUUUUAGUAGCAAAAGUCUUAAAACACCCCUGCUUCUACUCAAUCUGAAAACCACAUUUUAGAAUUGGAUG
Molecule: messenger RNA, 7434 nt
Organism: Pomacea canaliculata
Lineage: Eukaryota; Metazoa; Mollusca; Gastropoda; Architaenioglossa; Ampullariidae
Product: leucine-rich repeat neuronal protein 1-like
Exons: 3
Coding region: 580-2694 (704 amino acids)
Molecular function (GO): protein binding
Source: RefSeq, a predicted model, not a curated record